AUGUCUAAAGUCGUACGGAGCGUCAAAAACGUCACAAAGGGAUAUUCCUCGGUGCAAGUCAAGGUUCGAAAUGCCACAAGCAAUGACCCAUGGGGCCCUACGGGCACUGAUAUGUCCGAGAUUGCCGCCAUGACAUUCGGGAGUCCGAACGAGUUCUACGAGAUCAUGGACAUGCUUGACAAGCGACUCAACGAUAAGGGCAAGAACUGGCGCCACGUGCUCAAGUCACUAAAGGUCCUGGAUUACUGUCUGCAUGAAGGCUCGGAGUUGGUGGUAACGUGGGCCCGCAAAAAUGUCUACAUUAUCAAGACCCUACGGGAGUUUACAUACGUUGACGAGGAAGGAAGGGAUGUUGGCCAGAAUGUCCGCGUGGCAGCAAAGGAAUUGACCGCACUCGUACUGGAUGAAGAUCGCCUGCGCAGCGAACGGUCCGAUCGCAAACUUUGGAAGACUCGUGUUAGCGGGCUCGAUGAAGGCUAUGGAAACUCCGGUGCGGAACCGCCGCGCAAAGACCGACGCCGACGUAAUGGAGAUGACGAGUCCGACACCGAAUACCGCUUAGCUAUUGAAGCCAGCAAGGCCGAAGCCGAGGAAGAGCGCCGGCGACGAGCCAAGGAGUCAAUGGCAAACGAGGAUGAUGAGGAUCUUGCCAAGGCCAUUAAACUGAGCAGAGAGGAGGAGGAACUCCGGAGGCGCGAAUUAGAGGAGAGCAACGCCCAAUCGCUCUUCGACGACACCCCAGCUCAAGUUCAGCCAACUGGAUACAACCAGGGCUACCAACAGCAAGGUGCUGUGGAUUGGUUCGGAAACCCGAUUAAUGCGCAGCAGCCCAUGACGACUGGCUAUCUGAACAGCCAGUACGCUCAGCCAACAGGAUUCCAGAAUCAGCCCACCGGCGUGAACAAUCCCUACGCCAACGGUUAUCCGGCACAGCCUUCGGCAUUCGAUCAGAACCCCUAUGGUCAGCAACAGAACAACUAUUUGCAACCCCAGGCCACUCUCCAGCCCCAACAGACCGCGUUCAACCCCAACAACCCUUACGGAGGGGAUAUCUUUUCGCAGCAGCAACAACAACAGCCCCAGGAAAACUAUCAGACAGCAGGAAGCAACAACCCCUGGGCUGGAAACCAGCAGCAGCAGAAUCUGCAGCCGGCGGAUGCCCUCAAGCCCAUGCCGACAGGAUCCAACAACCCCUUCGCCCAGCGCCAACAAACACAGUUCAACAACCCUGCACCAACCGGCCCACCCACACUCAAUGCUUUGUCAGAGGACCGUGCCACGAACCAGUUCGCCCAGAACAACUCGCAGUACGGCCAAAACUCACUGUUCAGCCAGCCCACUCAGCCCAACCCCAUUGCCAACUUCCAAGCCCCGCAACCACCAAAGAGCACUACACCGCAGGACCCUCAUCAUGCCCGUCUGAACGCCCUUCUGUCAACCGGCGAAGGCCUGGAUACAUUCGGCAAUGUCGGAGAUCUCCGAAUCCCCGCGCAGCACACAACGCCUGGCACAUUCGUCAACUCUGCCGGUCAGGGUUUGGACCGCCUACACGCUACGCCUACCGGAAACCCAUUCCUCGGUCAGCAAUUCACAGGCAUGCCGCAACAGACCGGCUAUAUGCAGCAGCAACAGCAGCAACAGCCUGCUAACAACAAUCCUUGGGGAGGUCAACAGCAGCAACAGCGCGGGGGUAGCUUGAUCGAUCUGUAA
This is a messenger RNA of Penicillium bovifimosum, 1710 nucleotides long. Its product is annotated as epsin. Gene Ontology annotation, cellular component: endosome; plasma membrane; clathrin vesicle coat. Bases 1 to 1710 code for a protein of 569 amino acids. The record is from RefSeq and is a predicted model, not a curated record. NCBI's taxonomy places the organism in Eukaryota, Fungi, Ascomycota, Eurotiomycetes, Eurotiales, Aspergillaceae. The transcript has 4 exons. Gene Ontology annotation, molecular function: phospholipid binding; clathrin binding. Gene Ontology annotation, biological process: endocytosis; actin filament organization.